This is a messenger RNA of Porites lobata, 7055 nucleotides long. NCBI's taxonomy places the organism in Eukaryota, Metazoa, Cnidaria, Anthozoa, Scleractinia, Poritidae. The record is from the annotation of a GenBank genome assembly.
CGACAAAUUCAGUUUUUAUCAUCCAUCGAAGGGUAUGCCCUGAAAGGUCACAUGAUAAAAAAUCUUUCACUGGAAACUGUUGGAGACUGUAAAAGUGAAUGCGUUCGGGAGAAAAGAUGUGUUUCCAUUAAUUUUGGAUCAAUGGUAUGUGAACUUAAUGAACAUGACCACAUUCAGCAUCCACUGAAUCUUACACCAUGGGAAAACUUUACGUAUUAUUACACAGAGGUAAGAAACUUGGUCAAGGACGUUUUGUUUCAUUUGAUGUAGGCUGACUUUAGUGAGUGGAACAAAUUCAGGUUCUCCUUUAUGAUUGGCUAAUGAGCCACCUAAGUCGGGAUAUUUUCUUGUAUAGAGUUUCAGGUUUAUAGUCUAUUUAAAUUUUUGAGAAUGUGGCUAGUGAUUGGUCGAUUAAUGUUGGGUAGCCACGACUGAGAUCGUUCACAUCGUAGCUCUGCAAUAUUGCCCAUCACUUAAAGUCAAUUAUACAUUACUACUCAGUUAAGCUGCUUUGCUAGAGUAUCCAACUAAAUCAUAGUGUCAGCAGCAGUAUUCGGCACGGAAGUAAGGGUAAACGAAGCUUACUAGGUACGUGACAAAACAAAGAAACAAAAUAUAUACAAAACAACAGCAAAACAUGAAAAGACACAAAAGAGUCUUUGUUUUGUUUCGUUUGUUUGUACCAUGAUAAUAAUAAUAAUAAUAAUAAUAAUAAUUAUAAUAAGACAGCUUACCUUUUAAUAAAGUACGUGACAAAACAAAGAAACAAGAUAAUAAACAAAACAACAAAUCAUGCUUACAGUACCUUAAGCUUAACUUUUUCUUGCCAGAAUGCAUGUUCCAGCAACCCCUGCCUUUACAACGCGACCUGUUUAAGUGGUUUUACUGACAAGGGAUAUCGUUGUCUCUGUCCUCCUGGUCGAACUGGAGAACAAUGCGAAAAAGGUAUGAGCUGAAUUCGAACUCGAACUGCCUGGUAGUGGUAGUGAAUGACGGUUAAAUAAUUAUUGAAAGUGCUCUGAAAAUUUUCCAACCUUGUCGAAAGGGUCUUCCCAUAUAGAGCGGUUUCACUCACGUGGCCAGCAGCUAUGCAAAUUUAUUGGAGCAAAAGAAGGCGUUUGCAUAAGAAAAGAGUUCAAAUCCCACAGGAUUGGUUUGGGACACCAAUAUGGCCGCCGUGACGUCAUGUGAAAACACUCUAUUCCAAUGUACCUUGCCAAAUAUGAACACGCUGGAGCAACUUUUUUUCUGUCUGUAUUGAGGGCUAUGUGAAGCCGAUUUGCAAGCCCCUGCGAAAUGCGUGCGAGGGCGCUAUUUUGCAAUGUCUGGAAUGCCAAGCAACAGGAAACCCAGGGAAACCACAGGAUACCCAAAAUGUUUAAGAAUUGUGUCUAUCAAAUAUAUUCUUCACCUCUUCUCUUUUAUCUUUCUUACAGAAAAAUGGGAAAAACUGAACUCAGUUCCCCUUUGUUACGGAGCACGAGACGAUGCUUAUGGGGAGUUUGCAUUUAGUAAAGCAGGCAUGAUUAUGAAGCUUACUCUCACCCAUAUCAAUGGAUUCCUGAGUUGUAAUCCCAUGUUCCCCGCAUCUCAUUGGGGCUGCGAUCACCCCAGUUUAACCCAAGGCAAACUAAUGACCCUCGUGACCUUCCAAAAUAGAACCCGUCUUCAACCUGCCAGAAUAUUCGGCACCCCCUGCAAUCCUCAGUACAGCAUCAACGGUUCAAGUCUUAAUUCUACAUCACUCUCCUUCGAACCUUUCGACAUUCCGUUAGCCGCCGCAGUAGAUGACAAUUUCCAGAUAUGGUUCGGCCAGGACUUUACUAAUUGCUCAGAGGAGAACAAUGCAGGCGUAAUUUGUGUCAACGUACAUGCCCUGUAUUCUUGAGCUGUCAGCAAGAUGUACCAGAGUCCAGUUAGAGAAAAAAAGAAUGUGUAUGUUGUUAUUGCUGCUGCUGCUGCCUCUGAUGAUGAUGAUGACAACGACAAAAACAAAAAAAACUAGACACCAGUCAACGCACUUUCAUUUUUAAGAUGGCAUAAUUUUGGAACUCCACAUAUUUGAGAUUGACCUCAAUCCAUUGCCCCCAAGUAAGGGAAUCUAGAUUCCGGAUUCCACGCCCUGGAUUCCCGAUACCAGUUCCUGGAUUCCAGAUCUUUGUCAGUGGGACUUGGAUUCUGUAUUCUGCGUUCCAAUCGUUAGCGGGAUUCUGGAUUCCUCGAGCGGUAUUUCGGAUUCCAAAGCCCAGGAUUCCGGAUUCCAUAAUCCAAAUUUUUCCUGAUUGCGGAUUCCACGACCAAAAAUUUUUCGGAUUCCGGAAUCCGUAUUUCCUUAAAUGAGGCGAAUCCAUCUCACAGACAUGAAACGAGAGGGAGAGGAGGUCGUUAUAAUCAUAAUCGUCCUGUUCGUUGAAUUCUUAGCUGAUGCCUUGAAACACUUGUAGAUGAGAGAAAUGAAAAACUUGGGCCGGCGCUUUCCAUUUAGUCAAAGUUUCCUGAAAUCUCGAUUCGGCAGUAAAUGGAAAACGUGUCGUCGGUUCGUCCCAUUGGAAAAUCUAAAUAGGUAGGCCCGUUUUCCCGGUUGGAACGUUCUAAACGGAAUUUCGUGUUCUCGUUUCUUUUACUUCAUACCAGUUGCAAUCAAUUGUUGCCAACUCGGCAGCCAUCCGCCGUACCUGGGUUUACGAUCAAAUGGAACAAUUUUCUACCUAUCGGAAUACCCAUUUUCGUUCUCACCGAAUUUUCCGGGAAAGCGCCCUUGAUUUCCCUUGAAGAACUGGAAACCCCCAAACGUUUGGCUGCUACUUUGGCCUUAAAAAGGCUUGAUUGCAAAGGUUGAGAAGCCCGAUUUCCCGCUAAAAUCCGAUGAAUAUGUAGCCUGAUUUUUGCAAACGCACCUACCACAACAUUUAAGCUAUUGGACUGGAAAAAGAGGCCAAAAGGAAUUUUUUUUGCUAGAAAAUCACACUAGAAAAAGGAAAAGAAAAAACAUAUAUUAAAGAGCGAGGCGAUAGAAAGGUGGAGAAUAGAAGAAAAGCAAUGCUCUCUUAUUUUUUGUAUUGGCCGGGUAACGUUUUUAAAAAAAUCCAAAUAGAUCUAGAAGAACCUAUUAGGGUGAAUUGUACGAAUCGAUCCUAACAUUCGUCAGUUAGGAUUAUAUGUUGGGCAGGGGAAACUUGAUAUUAGAAAGUUAGUCAAUGUUAAUGUUGAAAAAUUAGCAAGAACAGAUUCUUUUUGUAUGUACCGUAACAACAAAAGAAACUGCAAAGGAAGCUAAAAUCGUAUCUCCCUGAGAGUUGUAUUAUUUGCUUUUCUCUUUCUUUACAUUUGUACUUCCAGAAGGUCAUCAAAAAUUAAUAUCACUUGUUUUCAUUACACAAUGAAUUUAGGUAGUCAUCUAUUAAAGAUUCAGCCUGCCUAGCCGGAUUGUUACUUAGCGCGAGCAAAGUUUUGGCAGAGGACCUGAGAAGCCGUGCGGAGAAUGGAGGGGAGAAGCUUGGAAAUUUCUUGUGCCUUCGGCGCUCUCUUCGCAAGAAUGUCUUCGCCGCCAAAACUCUCACACGCGCAAAAACAAUUCCGACAGCUGCGCUGGCUAUUAAAGGCUGACUCACAUUCAUGUACAAAGCAGCAAGCAGCCUCCGGUUGCUUCAAAGAUAUAUUGUCAUAAUAUGAAAAUAAAAACAAAAAAUCGAUUUUGUUGUUUAUUUUCUUAAUUUUAAUAAUUGAUCACGUGCGUAUCCACUUAAACAUUAUCCUUUCUUAGUUAAUUUCACUGUUGUCAAUUUUGACCUUUGGGUGUUUUUCUGCUGGCCUAUUUUGCGACCAGUAGCAUGGAUCUAAUGUCUCUCGUUCUGCGGCCACGACGAGGUUAUCUGAUAUUACGUUUUGCAACAUUUAUAGUUUGUUUUUACACCAAAAAAUGGCAUGGCUACUCAGUUGGUAGGCUAACAUUCUUAUUUUCACCUAGUCAAAGCCGCAUAACUGGCGGUUUAGUUAAGCUAGAGCGCGGCGAAGAAAACCUUUCAAAAGUUUCUUAAUUGCGCUCCACCAAAGAAACUGGCCGGUAAACGACAGGUUUGGCAAAGUUCAUUAUUUGGCUGACGAAAGAACCAACUGAUACGGGGGAACUUUCUGUUUCGUGGAGGGGCGAAUUGAACCCGGAGAGAACGCUAGAAAACUUCUUUGAGAGAUUUCAUGAAUUAUUUAAUUUGUGAAAUAAUACUGGCCGUACACACGAAAAAGGCAAACUAUGUGCGCAACUUGAAAAAUUGAGAAAUUAAGCCAAAAGCAUCACCUUCAUGUUAAGACUUUUGGACUACAAACGCGACCCUUGUUGUAACAGUUCUGGCUACCGCUAAAGAUCACUGCCACUUCUGAUGUAGCCUGCGUGGAAGGCGUUCAACGGGUGAGGGGAAGCGGGAACUUGGGCGCGCGAGAGCACGAGGGGCGCGCUAGGAGGGGGAACAUGCAACUUUUGACGUCGUAAUGAUAUGUGCAGUAGGUGAUACGCAGUGCAAAACAAGGAAGUUAGCUUAAGGGGUUUCCUUUGAGGGGUUGGAGGGGAACAGGGCAUUCUCCCUCUUACGGUUCGUCGAGAGAGAGAUGUGCAAGUUUGCACACUGCUGGCAAAAUUGCAAAAAAAAGAGGAGGUAGAAGGGGGCCCAUCAAAAUCUCGCAAACACAAUUGCAAUUUUUUGCAGCUGCGUGAAAACCUGGACGUAACAGGGCUCGUCAGGUGAAUUCUAGAAUUUAAUUGUCUGCAAUAACAGUUUUUGUAACUAUUUACUCUACUUCUGCUAGGCGUAUACUAUACUGGAUUCAGUGGAGAGAUCAUGUAAGAAAGAAAAUAUUAUGCCUCUUCAGGAUCCAAACAUGUAAACCUUAGCAGCUUAUCAUUGUUUGUUUUAUUCCCUGAAUAGAGGGAAUUUCAGUGUUGAAAGACUGUCGAGUGUUGCAGUUCGAGCCUCCAACCCCUGAACGCAGCUUGGCAGGUCAUGUGAUCAAAAGCUUCUGGGUAAAAUCAGGAGAAUCGUGUGAAGCCAACUGCUUUGAAGAGGACGACUGUAUGUCAAUCAACUUUGGACCAAAGACUCAAGGAAAGCAUUUAUGUGAACUGAGCAGCUCUGAUCAUAAUCUACAUCCUGAGGAUCUGAAGGAACGACCGAAGUUUAUCUACAAGUCUGUGUUGGUCAGUGAAAACAUAUAUAUACUGUAAAACGUAAAACUUCGGAAUAUUACAGUCAGCUCUCACUAAAGCAACACCGUUGGGGAUGGGCGUCUAAAAGAGUAGAGUUUAAAAAAAAAAUCAUCUUCGGUGGUGGGGGGAGGGGAUGACAGACAUAUUUUACAACACUUGGAAAAUUAAGGCUUAAAUUAAUAUGUUCAAUCAGUCAAUCAAUCAAUCAAUCAAUCAAUUAUCAUCAUCAUCAUCAUCAUGAAAAUGAUAAUGAUAAUAAUAACAGUCACAAUAAGAAUGACAGUUAACUGUAAAAUAAUGAUUAAGAAUUAUCAUGAUUCUAUCGAAGAAACAACAGCAACUAUUCUUUAUUGUUUCAACAGAAUUAUUGCUCAAGCAGGCCAUGUCCUCCAGGUUACAGAUGUCAAACAGGCUUUACCAACAAACGAUAUCGAUGCAUAGGUAACUUUACUAUAAUUCCAAUUCGUUCAGGGUUCAUUUAUUAUUUACUCAUCAGUUUACUUCAAAUGUGUUUGAACGGGCAAGCAAAUGUUUUACUCUUACCAAACCAUAAACAAAGUAAAUUCCUACAAAGAGCGAAAAAAUAAUAGUUACAAUACAGAAACACUACUUUUAAGCGACUGCAAAAUGAAAUUCAUGAAAAAACGAUGAAAAACGAAGCUGCUCACCAAAUGCUGAGGAAGACGGGGUUGGUGGUCAGGGCCACCGAGGAAAAAAACCUACUUCGACGAAUGUUGUUACACUAAUAGAUCCGUAAAACUGGUAAUAAAUAAGGGCGAGAUAAUUACUAUAACGAAAUUUACAUACAGCACGUAACAAAGGAGCGUAAUUAACAAAAUACCGGAGAGCGAAAAGAAAAAGAAUACACGAUAACAAGUAAGUGAGAAAACGAAAAACAAAAGGAAAGAAAUUUGCCCCAACAGUGUUUUUAUUUUGGUUUACAAUGUACGUUACCUCUUUUUAAUCCUCUUAAAUGCCUAAAACUGUUAUUUUUAGAAAUGUGCGGUAAGAACCAUGAAUAACUUAGAACCUGGUCUUAUUCUACCGAAAGAUAAGUGUCAGCAAAAUCAGCGCGGCUCAUGAUAAUGGCCGCUAGGUAGUUCCAGUUUCUGCUAAAUUGUCUUCCUUUUUUCAGCGCAAUUUACAGCUUGCAAGCUGUAAUGUUUUUUUUUUUGUUUUUGGAAUUUCCACGGCAUUGCACACUUCCGGUCCAUAUUUUCUGAAAUUCCCUCUUAAUUACCUUUAAUCUGAGAGACAGCUUGCUCUUUAGUUAUGUUAAAUUUGAAUUACGUUUGGCUGUAAUUAUAAUUACGAUUAUGAUUUUUUUUCUCGCUAGCUCAAUUAUUCUUUUCUUUCCUUGAAAAAAUAGAAAACUGUAGUUGCCUCCUUUCUUUCAGUAAACUGGAAAAAGAUCAACAAUGAACCCAUAUGCUUUGGAGCGAGAGGUGACUCAUACGGGACUUUCAAUAUCAUAGAAAACGGAUCUAUCUACACUUUUAAACUCGUCCACUUGCAUGGUAGUGUACGCUGUCACGGAAGUGCGCCUGCGUCAUAUUGGGGAUGCACACAUCACACGUAUGGGGACAAACAGUUAGGGACCAUCAUAACGUUCGAGAACAAGACUGCUCUGCAACUCGCAGAAUAUCGAGGAGAUGGCAACGGUUGUGGAUAUUAUUCAUACAAGCUCGACAAAGUCGGUGUUAACGCUUCUAUUCUUCAAUUUAACAACCUUCCUUCUCCUCUGGCCGUGUCUACUGGGCAAGAAUUCCAAGUAUGGUUUGGUGGAGACUUGUACAACUGUGGCGAGAGCACUAACAGCGGCCAGACGUGCAUUGACGGUUAUGCGUGGUAUGCGUGA